CAUUCACCCCUGGCCGGCAACCUUGAUCCUGAGCUCCGGGAAGAGCCAAAGUCAGCCUCACUUCUACUGUCAACUUCAAGCCAGGCUAACCUGCAUAAAAUCACCUGAAGCAUGGAUUACGUAUUCCGCGCAGUUACCCAAACCCCAGGGAUCAUAAUCUGGCGUAUUGAGAAAAUGGAGCUGGUUCAGAUCCCUGACAAGUCCUAUGGGAACUUCUUUGAAGGAGACUGUUACAUAUUGCUCUCAACCAAGAAGGUGAGCAAUUCUUUGACGUACGACAUUCACUACUGGAUUGGCUCCCAGUCCAGCCAAGACGAGCAGGGUGCGGCCGCUGUGUACACCAUACAGCUGGACGAGUACCUGGGGGGCGUGCCCAUCCAGCAUAGGGAAGUGCAAAGUCAUGAGUCGGAUGCCUUCCGCGGGUACUUCAAGCAAGGGAUCAUAUAUAAAAAAGGUGGCGUGGCAUCAGGGAUGAGACACAUAGAGACCAAUACAUAUGAUAUAAAGCGCCUGUUGCACGUGAAGGGGAACAAGCGGGUCACAGCCAAGGAGGUGGAGAUGAGUUGGAGCAGCUUCAACCUUGGCGAUGUAUUUCUGCUGGAUACCGGCAAAGCCAUCAUUCAGUGGAACGGACCUGACAGCAACAGACAGGAGCGUCUCAAGGGUAUGUUGCUGGCAAAGGAUAUCCGAGACCGGGAGAGGGGGGGUCGAGCAGACAUUGCUGUGAUUGAGGGAGAUAAUGAAGGAUGUUGCCCUGAGCUUAUGGGGGUCUUGAUGAGCAUCCUUGGAGAGAGAACUGUUACGCUGCCCAAAGGAACACCUGAUGACAUAGCAGACCAGGAACAGAAGUCCCAGCUCACUCUGUACCAGGUUUCUGAUGCAGAUGGGAAAAUGAAGGUCACAGAGGUUGCCACAAGACCAUUGAUUCAGGAUCUGCUAAAUCACGACGACUGCUACAUCCUCGAUCAGGGAGGAGUGAAGAUUUUUGUGUGGAAGGGGAAGAGGGCUAACAAGGCUGAGAGGCAGGCAGCCAUGUCCAGAGCUCUGGAGUUCAUCAAGAUGAAGAACUACCCCAUCACUACCAAUGUGGAGACAGUCAAUGAUGGGGCAGAGUCAGCACUCUUCAAGCAGUUGUUUCAGAGCUGGAGGGUGAAGGAUCAGACAGUGGGUCUCGGCAGGACACACACCAUUGGCAAAGUGGCGAAGGUCGCUCAGACGAAGUUUGAUGCCACGCAGAUGCAUGCAAUGCCAGAUGUGUCAGCUCAGGAACGCAUGGUAGAUGACGGUUCUGGAGAAGUGCAGGUAUGGCGGAUCGAAAAUCUGGAAUUAGCUCCUGUUGAACCAAAAUGGUAUGGCUACUUCUAUGGUGGAGACUGCUACCUCAUUCUCUACACCUAUGAGGUUCACAUGAAGAAAAGCUAUCUCCUGUACAUCUGGCAAGGCCGCCAUGCUUCUCAGGAUGAAUUAGCUGCUUCAGCCUAUCAGGCAGUGAUUUUGGACCAGACGUACGGUGGACAACCUGUGCAGGUGCGAGUCACAAUGGGCAAGGAGCCACGCCACUUCAUGGCUAUGUUCAAGGGCAAAAUGGUUGUCUUUGAGGGUGGAACCUCCAGGAAUGGGGUGGUGGAGCCAGAGCCACCAAUUCGUUUGUUCCAGGUCUGUGGUUCAGAGCCACUGAACACCAAGGCUAUUGAGGUGCCAGCAGUUGCUGCCUCGCUGAACUCCAAUGAUGUAUUUCUUUUGAUAAGUCAGACUGGGAGGUACCUGUGGUGUGGGAAGGGUUCCAGUGGAGAUGAGCGGGCUAUGGCAAAGGAGGUCAGCUCUGUUAUUGGCCUGGGUUUUGAGGAAACUGUCGCAGAAGGGCUGGAGCCAAUUGAAUUCUGGAACCUCCUGGGUGGAAAGGCACUUUACGCCAGUGAUAAGAGAUUACAACAAGCAGUUGUAGAUCAUCACCCCCGUCUCUUUGAGUGUUCCAACAAAACAGGACGCUUCAUUGUUACUGAGAUAGCCCAUUUCACCCAGGAUGAUCUCUGUGAGGAUGAUAUCAUGCUUUUAGACACAUGGGACCAGAUAAUUCUCUGGCUGGGAAAUGAUGCCAAUGAGACAGAACGCACUGAAUCAGUGGUGAUCAGCCAGGAGUACCUGCAUACCCACCCAGGCUCCAGGGAUCCAGACACCCCUGUUCUCCUGGUCAAGCAAGGAUUUGAGCCUCCCACAUUCACAGGAUGGUUCACUGCCUGGGACCCUUCAAAAUGGAGUGGAGGAAAGACCUAUGAGCAGCUGAAGAAGGAACUUGGAGAUGUCACAUCUAUAACCAGAAUCUCAACUAAUCACAGCAAGAGCUCUUCUGCUGUGGAGAACGAUCCGAUUUUUGAGAACUACCCCCCAGAGAUGUUGAUCAACAAGCCGGCAACUGAGCUGCCAAAGGGGGUAGACCCUGCGCAAAAGGAGAAAUACCUUUCAGACUUGGACUUCAGUGCUGUGUUUGGAAUCUCCAAAGACAACUUUGCCAGCCUUCCUCGGUGGAAACAGCUAAACAUGAAGAAGAGCAGAGGGCUCUUCUAACACAUUGCAUUGAGCUGUUGUAUCACGUUUGUUCUAUACAAGUGUUCUCGUGUUGCUUGUCUUUUAAAAGUCCAUGCAUAAAGGAAAAAUAGCUUCUGUUUGCUUCAGCUUUCUUCCGAAAUCCAAUAAAUGCU
Messenger RNA from Scleropages formosus (Asian bonytongue), 2699 nucleotides. RefSeq names its product advillin (gene avil). Gene Ontology annotation, biological process: cytoskeleton organization; actin polymerization or depolymerization; barbed-end actin filament capping. The transcript is spliced from 20 exons. NCBI's taxonomy places the organism in Eukaryota, Metazoa, Chordata, Actinopteri, Osteoglossiformes, Osteoglossidae. The record is from RefSeq and is a predicted model, not a curated record. Gene Ontology annotation, cellular component: cytoplasm; actin cytoskeleton. Gene Ontology annotation, molecular function: phosphatidylinositol-4,5-bisphosphate binding; actin filament binding. The coding region runs from base 112 to 2565 and encodes 817 amino acids.